Messenger RNA from Dichomitus squalens LYAD-421 SS1, 477 nucleotides. RefSeq names its product L30e-like protein. The annotation marks the transcript as partial. The transcript has 3 exons. Gene Ontology annotation, cellular component: box H/ACA snoRNP complex; nucleolus. Gene Ontology annotation, molecular function: box H/ACA snoRNA binding. The record is from RefSeq and is a predicted model, not a curated record. NCBI's taxonomy places the organism in Eukaryota, Fungi, Basidiomycota, Agaricomycetes, Polyporales, Polyporaceae. Gene Ontology annotation, biological process: ribosome biogenesis; rRNA pseudouridine synthesis; snRNA pseudouridine synthesis.
GAGAAGAAGGUGAGGAAGGAAAAGGAGGAGAUCAUCAUCCCUCUCGAGGACCUAUCACCAAUCGCGCAGCCUCUUGCGCAGAAGAAGAUCCUCAAGAAGCUGCAUAAGACCAUUAAAAAGGCCUCGAAGCAGCGACAGGUUAAAAGGGGGGUCAAGGAGGUUGUGAAGGCCAUUCGUAAGGGUGAGAAGGGGCUGCUCAUUCUCGCCGCGGACAUCACCCCUAUCGAUAUCAUCUCACAUCUUCCUGUCAUGGCUGAGGAUGCGAACAUCCCCUACGUGUUCGUACCCUCCAAAGAAGAACUUGGGCACGCGAGCGCAACGAAGCGGCCAACAAGCUGCGUGAUGGUUUGUCCGGACCAAAAAAAGAAAUCCAAGUCAAAAGAGGGCGCGACAGAGGACAAAGACGACGACUACCGGGAGACAUAUAACGAGUGCUGUAAAGAGAUACAACAGCUGGACCAAAAGCUGAUAUUCUGA